Monodelphis domestica (gray short-tailed opossum) is the source of this 1166-nucleotide messenger RNA. Its product is annotated as thiosulfate sulfurtransferase like domain containing 3. Gene Ontology annotation, molecular function: thiosulfate-cyanide sulfurtransferase activity. Lineage: Eukaryota; Metazoa; Chordata; Mammalia; Didelphimorphia; Didelphidae. The record is from RefSeq and is a predicted model, not a curated record.
GCUAGCGGAGCCGCGCGAUGAGAGGCAGAGCCUUGCCAGAGAGAGGGCCAAUCGCACGGGGCAGAGAGUGCUGGGGUUUCUCGGCUGCAAUCCGCUUGGAGGAGCCGGACCAUGGCCAUGACCUCGAGAGCGCUGCUGCUCUUGCGGAGCGCGGUCAGGGUUGACCGGAGCUCCAGGGUUCGGGGAGUCUCCGCUAGUUGUUCUCUGGGGCCGCCGGCUGCCUGGAGGGAGCUGAGAUCAUCAAAGGGAGGACACCAUCAUUUCUGUACUACUGCUUCUCAGAGCCUCACCUAUGAAGAACUGAAAAAAUUGCUGCAUUCCAAAUCCAUUUUGCUGAUUGAUGUUAGGGAUGCAUGGGAAAUUCUGGAAUAUGGAAAAAUUCCAGGGUCGCUCAAUAUACCACUAGAUGAAAUAGGUCAAGCUCUACAAAUGGAUUCAGAGGACUUCAAAGAGAAGUACCAACAAGAAAUGCCUUCUAAGUCUGACAACUUGGUGUUUUCUUGUCUAAAGGGAGUGAGAAGCAAGACAGCACUAAAUACUGCCUUAUCAUUGGGUUACAAAAGUGUUCUACACUAUCCUGGAGGCUGGAAAGAAUGGGAAAGCUACGAAUAUCCAGAGAAGAAACAAUGACAUAACAAUGAAUUUUGAAAUCCCAAUGAACUGUUUCGAAGACUUUUUAAAGUAAAUUACAUUAUAAAGAGGUGACUGGGUAGAGUUGGAAAAAAAAAGGAUGAAUCAAAGGAUUUGAGUCUUCUAGUUCUAAUUGUGUGACCUGGAAGAACUCCCUUUACUCUUUCUGAUCCAUCUUCUUGGUAUGUAAAAUGGCUAUAAUAAUAUCUAUUCUGUCUGAUUUCUUAGGGUUGUGGUGAAGAUCAACUGACAUAAUGUAUGGGAGACCUAAUGGAUUAAAGAUGUGUAACCAUAAAUUUGUACAUUUUAAGGACUUCAGGAAAAUACUGUCCUUUUCAAAACUGAACAUGUUUUGAAGAGGAAAAGGAACAGUUAAAAAAGUAAAUUUUCUACUUCAAUUUUAAGGUCAUUUGUAAAGAUCAGCCUGCAAAUAAAGUGUUAAUAUAAUUAACCAGCUAAACAACUGUACCAUAUCCAUGAAAUUUUGCACUGAAUUUUGUGAUAAAUUAUUAAGAGUAAUAAAGUUCUAUAUUAAC